UGUUAAGCAUCCGCGGCAUUCAGGAGGAGGAGCCGCCGGAUGCUCAGCUGAUGAGACUAGAUAACAUGCUGCUGGCUGAGGGAGUCUCGGGGCCCGAGAAAAGAGGCCGAGGAGGACCGAUGGCGGGAGCAGCGGCAUCAGGUGGCUGUCCCAAUGACAAUAGCAUUGAGCACUCUGACUACAGGGCCAAGCUGUCCCAGAUCCGACAGAUUUACCACUCUGAGCUAGAGAAAUAUGAACAGGCCUGCAGCGAGUUCACCACCCACGUGAUGAACCUGCUGCGCGAGCAGAGCCGCACGAGGCCCAUCUCGCCCAAGGAGAUCGAGCGCAUGGUCGGCAUCAUCCACGGCAAGUUCAGCACCAUCCAGAUGCAGCUGAAGCAAAGCACCUGCGAGGCUGUCAUGAUCCUGCGCUCGCGCUUCCUCGACGCCAG
This is a messenger RNA of Acanthisitta chloris (rifleman), 433 nucleotides long. Its product is annotated as pre-B-cell leukemia transcription factor 4-like. Gene Ontology annotation, cellular component: nucleus. The record is from RefSeq and is a predicted model, not a curated record. The transcript is spliced from 3 exons. NCBI's taxonomy places the organism in Eukaryota, Metazoa, Chordata, Aves, Passeriformes, Acanthisittidae. The annotation marks the transcript as partial. Gene Ontology annotation, molecular function: DNA-binding transcription factor activity.